Molecule: messenger RNA, 1605 nt
Organism: Ustilaginoidea virens
Lineage: Eukaryota; Fungi; Ascomycota; Sordariomycetes; Hypocreales; Clavicipitaceae
Exons: 1
Coding region: 1-1605 (534 amino acids)
Source: RefSeq, a predicted model, not a curated record
AUGGCUGCGGUAAACGAGCAUCAACUACACCGACCCGCAUCUCCAGAUGCCUGUCCCUCCCUGGCCAUCGGAGCUUGCCCUCAGCUGUCCCGCUGCGUCUCAACCGCCUCCUCCAUGUCACAAGGCUCGGGCAUCGACACGAGCUCUCGAGACUCCCUCGGAAGCCAGUCUUGCCGCCAAUCUUCCGGGUCCUAUCGAUCAUCCCGACAGUCGGACAUCUCAGACGCUUCCCGCCACUCGAGCCGGAGUGUAGACAGCAAGGGUCGACGUAGAGGAUAUGUACGACCCCAGGCAACGGAUUUCGCCGCUAGCGCCAGGUCAAGAGAGAGCGUCAUGAGCUUGGGAAGCAUCGCUCAUUUGCAGUAUUACUUUGCCAGGACUGGCCUUUUGGACGGCAAAGGCGGUCAGCUAGCGCGCAAGCGGCCGAUCCAGCGGGCUACUCUGGAUAUGUCGCUUUUAGAGGGCACCAGCGGCUCUCCCGCCGACGUUGACGGCUCGGAUAAGGAUUCGUCUUUUGUCGUUUCCAUGGACGGCAGCGGGGACUCGGGUGGCCUUGUGCUGGAAACGAAUCCCAUGGUUGCGUCACCGACGCAAAUCAUGGAAGAUGAAGACUAUUUCGAGGACAGCUUCGCCGAAUCCGAUCCGGGAAUGCUUCCUCCUACCGUGAGCACAUAUCAUCAGAAAGAGAAACCCAUUCCCAAGCCUCCCAAGAUGGAAGAGUUGAAGGCCGACUUGGAGGCCGCGCUACAUGACAUGAUGAAGGCGUUGGAUGAAGUCGCUGCCCGCAAGACUGGCUCGUUCCAAGAGUCCGUCGACACCCCGCAGCUGCCAAACAUGCCCGAGGAGAACACUCAGGGUUGGUACGAGCUGCAUGGCAUGCACAUGCUCGACGUGGUGACCCUCGCCAUACGAGCAGCCAAGGUGUACUACACAGCCCACGAGCUGCCGGAUCGCUUGGACUCGAUCAAGUCUGAGAAGCAGAUCCGAGCCGAUCUCCUGGCCGUGAUGGAAGUUUUGAAGCAAAUGGCCACGAGAAACUUCAUGGGCGGCAUGAAGGACGAAGAAGUCGCAACCAUGGUCUCCUGGGUCGAGAGCGUCUUUGCCGUACUCGCGAGGGAACACGAGAUUGAGAUGGCCGAGCGGGCCGAGCGCGAGAGCUGGGCCUGGCUUGCGGGGGACUGGUCUGGCCGGGAGUAUGAGCGGGAAAUGGCCUUUCUCGCCUCAAUGGAUCCAGACGCGGCGGAACCCCUGCCCGUCUGGACACCUCUCUCCGAGGCGCCCGAGUGCCCGACGCCGUUUCUUCGGAGCCUCCAAAACGGCCUGCGCCUCGUGCAGCUGCACAACGCGGCCGUCAAGAAAUCCAGGAGACGUUUCGGGGCCAUCCCGACCUUUCACACCGACACGCUGAAGCCCUACCGGUGUGCCGACAACCUCCGCUACUGGGUCAAGGCCGCCGAGCUCCGGUUCGAGGUGAUGCUCAAGGUCGACGUCCUCGGCGUUGUGUACGACCACGGCCCUGGUGCAUGGCAAGAGUUUGAAGAUGCCAUUCUCAAGUGGUGCAAGCACGUCCGAGAGGAGAUUGCCAGCGAACUGGCGACGCCUUGA